CCUGAGCCUGUACCCUUGUGCUUAGAGCCAGGGCCUUCCUGCCUGCUUGCCAGUGGCCCCUGUCACCCCUGUGCCAAGGGAGCCUCAUCAGCCUCCUGGCUGUGUGCCGCCUGUUGCCCUCACCCCUGUGCUGACAAGCCAGCUCCCAGCAGCCAUGGUGGCUGGCAUGCUUAUGCCACUGGACCAGCUGCGGGCCAUCUACGAGGUGCUCUUUCGUGAGGGGGUGAUGGUGGCCAAGAAGGACCGGAGGCCCCGCAGCAUGCAUCCACAUGUGCCUGGCGUCACCAACCUACAGGUCAUGCGCGCCAUGGCCUCCCUACGGGCUCGGGGCCUGGUGCGGGAGACCUUUGCCUGGCGCCACUUCUACUGGUACCUUACCAAUGAGGGCAUUGCUCACCUACGCCAGUAUCUGCACCUGCCGCCAGAGAUUGUGCCUGCCUCUCUGCAGCGUGUACGCCGUCCUGUUGCCAUGGUGAUGCCUGCACGUCGUUCCCCUCAUGUCCAGGCUGUACAGGGUCCCUUGAGCUGCCCGCCAAAGCGAGGGUCUCUGCCAGCUGAGGACCCUGCCCGUGAGGAGCGGAAAGUCUACCGACGGAAGGAGCGUGAGGAGGGGACACCCGAAACCCUUCUGGUGUCUGCCACCACUGUGGGGACCCUGGCAAGGCCAGGCCCAGAGCCUGCCCCAGCCACAGAUGAACGGGACCGUGUGCAGAAGAAAACCUUCACCAAGUGGGUCAACAAACACCUCAUCAAGCAUUGGAGGGCAGAGGCCCAGAGGCACAUCAGUGACUUGUAUGAAGACCUCCGCGAUGGCCACAACCUCAUCUCCCUGCUGGAGGUCCUCUCGGGGGACAGCCUGCCGAGGGAGCGGGACCUAAUCAGGAGCUUGCGCCUGCCCCGGGAGAAGGGGAGAAUGCGGUUCCACAAGCUGCAGAAUGUCCAGAUUGCCCUGGACUACCUCCGGCACCGCCAGGUAAAGUUGGUGAACAUCAGGAAUGAUGACAUUGCUGACGGCAAUCCCAAGCUGACCCUUGGCCUCAUCUGGACAAUCAUCCUGCACUUCCAGAUCUCAGACAUCCAGGUGAGCGGGCAAUCUGAGGACAUGACAGCCAAGGAGAAGCUGCUUCUGUGGUCACAGCGCAUGGUGGAGGGCUACCAGGGUCUGCGCUGUGACAACUUCUCCUCCAGCUGGCGUGACGGCCGCCUCUUCAAUGCCAUCAUCCAUCGGCACAAGCCCAUGCUCAUUGAUAUGAACAAGGUGUACCGUCAGAGCAACCUGGAGAACCUGGACCAGGCCUUCUCUGUGGCAGAGCGAGACCUGGGAGUGACACGGCUCCUGGACCCAGAAGAUGUGGAUGUGCCUCAGCCUGAUGAGAAGUCCAUCAUUACCUAUGUCUCGUCCCUGUAUGACGCCAUGCCCCGGGUGCCCGGCGCGCAGGAUGGGGUGAGAGCCAAUGAGCUGCAGCUUCGCUGGCAGGAGUACCGGGAGCUUGUGCUGCUGUUGCUGCAGUGGAUCCGGCACCACACAGCUGCCUUCGAGGAGCGCAAGUUCCCCUCCAGCUUUGAAGAGAUUGAGAUUCUAUGGUGCCAAUUCUUGAAGUUCAAGGAGACAGAGCUUCCUGCCAAGGAGGCAGACAAGAACCGGUCUAAGGGCAUCUACCAGUCCCUGGAGGGGCCAGUACAAGCAGGCCAGCUCAAGGUUCCUCCUGGCUACCACCCUCUGGAUGUGGAGAAGGAAUGGGGCAAGUUGCACGUGGCCAUCCUGGAGCGGGAGAAGCAGCUCCGGAGCGAGUUUGAGAGGCUGGAGUGUCUUCAGCGCAUUGUGAGCAAGCUGCAGAUGGAGUCUGGGCUGUGUGAGGAGCAGCUGAACCAGGCCGACGCCCUGCUGCAGUCGGAUAUUCGGCUGCUGGCCUCAGGCAAGGUGGCACAGCGGGCUGGGGAAGUGGAGCGAGACCUAGACAAGGCAGAUGGGAUGAUCCGGCUGCUGUUCAAUGAUGUUCAGACCCUUAAGGAUGGGCGGCACCCGCAGGGUGAGCAGAUGUACCGGAGGGUGUAUCGUCUACAUGAGCGCCUGGUAGCCAUCCGCACUGAAUAUAACCUGAGGCUAAAGGCUGGAGUGACCACCACUGUGACCCAAGUGACUCUGCAAAGCACACAGAGGCGCCCAGAGCUAGAGGACUCCACUCUACGCUACCUGCAGGACCUGUUGGCCUGGGUGGAGGAGAAUCAGCGCCGGGUGGACAGCGCUGAGUGGGGCGUGGACUUGCCCAGUGUGGAGGCACAGCUGGGCAGCCACCGAGGCUUGCACCAGUCCAUUGAGGAAUUUCGGGCCAAGAUUGAGCGGGCACGGAGUGAUGAGGGCCAGCUUUCUCCUGCCACCCGGGGUGCCUAUCGGGACUGCCUGGGUCGACUUGACCUGCAGUAUGCUAAGCUGUUGAACUCCUCCAAGGCCCGUCUCCGGUCCCUGGAGAGCCUGCAUGGUUUUGUGGCAGCUGCCACCAAGGAGCUGAUGUGGCUGAAUGAGAAAGAGGAGGAGGAGGUGGGUUUCGACUGGAGUGACCGCAAUACCAACAUGGCUGCCAAGAAGGAGAGCUACUCGGCCCUGAUGCGGGAGCUGGAGCUGAAGGAAAGGAGAAUCAAGGAGAUCCAGAGCACUGGGGACCGGCUGCUGCGGGAAGACCACCCUGCACGGCCCACGGUAGAGUCCUUCCAGGCCGCCUUGCAGACCCAGUGGAGUUGGAUGCUGCAGCUGUGUUGCUGCAUCGAGGCUCACCUGAAGGAGAACACAGCCUACUUCCAGUUCUUCUCAGAUGUCCGGGAGGCGGAGGAACAUUUGCAGAAGCUGCAGGAGACGCUGCGCAGGAAGUACAGCUGUGACCGCUCUAUCACUGUCACCCGGCUUGAGGACCUGCUGCAGGAUGCCCAGGACGAGAAGGAGCAGCUCAACGAGUACAAGGGACACCUCUCAGGCCUGGCCAAGCGAGCCAAGGCCAUUGUGCAGUUAAAGCCCCGUAACCCCACCCACCCUGUUCGAGGCCAUGUGCCCCUGCAGGCUGUGUGUGACUACAAGCAGGUGGAGGUGACCGUGCACAAGGGUGACCAGUGCCAGCUGGUGGGUCGUGCACAGCCAUCCAACUGGAAGGUGCUCAGCAGCUCCGGCAGUGAGGCCGCCGUGCCUUCUGUGUGCUUUCUUGUGCCACCGCCCAACCAGGAAGCCCAGGAAGCCGUCACCAGGCUGGAGGCCCAGCACCAGGCCUUGGUUGCUCUGUGGCACCAGCUGCAUGUGGACAUGAAGAGUCUUUUGGCUUGGCAGAGCCUCACCCGUGACGUGCAGCUAAUCCGCUCCUGGUCCCUGGUCACGUUCCGGACUCUGAAGCCGGAGGAGCAGCGUCAGGCCCUGCGCAACCUGGAGCUGCACUACCAGGCCUUCCUCCGCGAUAGCCAGGAUGCUGGUGGCUUUGGGCCAGAGGACCGCUUGGCAGCAGAGCGCGAGUACGGAUCCUGUAGCCGCCACUACCAGCAGCUUCUGCAAAGCCUGGAGCAGGGUGAGCAGGAAGAGUCUCGUUGUCAGCGCUGCAUCUCAGAACUCAAAGACAUCCGGCUUCAGCUGGAGGCCUGUGAGACUCGCACUGUGCACCGUCUGCGUCUGCCACUGGACAAAGAGCCUGCGCGGGAGUGCGCCCAGCGCAUUGCUGAGCAGCAGAAAGCGCAAGCUGAGGUGGAGGGACUGGGCAAGGGCGUUGCCCGGCUUUCUACAGAGGCUGAGAAGGUCCUGGCCCUUCCUGAACCGUCACUUGCUGCUCCCACUCUUCGCUCGGAGCUGGAACUGACCCUGGGCAAGCUGGAGCAAGUCCGCAGCUUGUCUGCCAUCUACCUGGAGAAGCUCAAGACCAUCAGCCUGGUGAUCCGUAGCACUCAGGGGGCUGAGGAAGUACUGAAGGCCCAUGAAGACCAUCUCAAAGAAGCCCAGACUGUGCCGGCCACCCUCCCAGAGCUCGAGGCCACCAAGGCUUCACUGAAGAAGCUGCGGGCCCAGGCAGAGGCUCAGCAGUCUGUGUUCGACACUCUGAGAGAUGAGCUGCGGGGUGCGCAGGAGGUGGGUGAGCGGCUGCAACAGCGACAUGGAGAGAGGGAUGUGGAAGUCGACCGCUGGCGAGAGCGCAUCACCCAGCUGCUGGAGCGCUGGCAAGCCGUGCUGGCCCAGGCCGACUUGCGGCAGCGUGAGCUCGAUCAGCUGGGCCGCCAAUUGCGCUACUACCGUGAAAGCGCAGACCCACUGAGUGCCUGGCUCCAGGAUGCCAAGCAGCGGCAGGAGAAGAUCCAGGCUGUGCCCAUGGCCAACAGCCAGGCUGCGCGGGAGCAACUGCGGGAAGAGAAGGCUCUACUGGAGGAGAUCGAGCGCCAUGGUGAGAAGGUUGAGGAGUGCCAGAGGUUUGCCAAGCAGUACAUCAAUGCCAUCAAGGAUUAUGAGCUCCAGCUGGUCACUUACAAGGCGCAGCUGGAGCCCGUGGCCUCCCCAGCUAAGAAGCCCAAGGUCCAGUCUGGGUCGGAGAGUGUCAUCCAGGAGUACGUGGACCUGCGUACACGCUACAGUGAGCUGACCACGCUCACCAGUCAGUACAUCAAGUUCAUCAGCGAGACGCUGCGCCGCAUGGAGGAGGAGGAGAGGCUGGCUGAGCAACAGCGGGCAGAGGAGCGGGAACGACUGGCUGAGGUGGAAGCUGCGCUUGAGAAGCAGCGGCAGCUAGCUGAGGCGCAUGCCCAGGCCAAGGCACAGGCAGAGCUAGAGGCACAGGAGCUGCAGCGACGUAUGCAGGAGGAGGUGGCGCGUCGUGAGGAAGCAGCAGUGGAUGCACAGCAGCAGAAGCGCAGCAUUCAGGAGGAGCUGCAGCAACUGCGGCAGAGCUCCGAGGCAGAGAUCCAGGCCAAGGCCCAGCAGGUGGAGGCAGCCGAGCGCAGCCGGCUGCGCAUCGAAGAGGAGAUCCGUGUGGUGCGGCUGCAGCUGGAGACCACUGAGCGUCAGCGUGGUGGGGCUGAGGGCGAGCUGCAGGCUCUCCGAGCCCGGGCUGAGGAGGCGGAAGCACAGAAGCGGCAGGCUCAGGAGGAAGCUGAGCGCUUGCGGAGGCAGGUGCAGGACGAGAGCCAGCGCAAACGGCAGGCUGAAGCAGAGCUGGCCCUGCGCGUGAAGGCCGAGGCUGAGGCGGCUCGUGAGAAGCAGCGGGCCCUACAGGCUCUGGAGGAGCUGAAGCUGCAAGCCGAGGAGGCUGAACGGCGGCUGCGACAGGCUGAGGCUGAGCGGGCGCGCCAAGUGCAGGUGGCUCUGGAGACAGCUCAGCGCAGUGCAGAGGUAGAGCUGCAGAGCAAGCGUGCCUCCUUCGCGGAGAAGACCGCCCAGUUGGAGCGCACCCUGCAGGAGGAACAUGUGGCCGUGGCCCAGCUGCGAGAGGAGGCCGAGCGGCGGGCGCAGCAGCAAGCCGAGGCGGAGCGUGCUCGGGAGGAGGCCGAGCGAGAGCUGGAGCGCUGGCAGCUAAAGGCCAACGAGGCGCUGCGCCUGCGGCUGCAGGCAGAAGAGGUGGCACAGCAGAAGAGCCUGGCUCAGGCCGAGGCCGAGAAACAGAAGGAAGAGGCCGAGCGCGAGGCCCGGCGCCGCGGCAAGGCCGAGGAGCAGGCUGUGCGGCAGCGAGAGCUGGCCGAGCAGGAGCUCGAGAGGCAGCGGCAGCUGGCGGAAGGCACUGCACAGCAGCGCCUGGCAGCAGAGCAGGAGCUGAUCCGCCUGCGGGCCGAGACAGAGCAGGGGGAACAGCAGCGACAGCUGCUGGAGGAGGAGCUGGCCCGGCUACAGCGUGAGGCCACUGCAGCCACGCAGAAGCGCCAGGAACUGGAGGCGGAGUUGGCCAAGGUGCGGGCCGAGAUGGAGGUGCUGCUGGCCAGCAAGGCGCGAGCUGAGGAAGAGUCUCGCUCCACCAGCGAGAAGUCCAAGCAGAGGCUGGAGGCUGAGGCGGGCCGUUUUCGUGAGCUGGCUGAGGAAGCUGCCCGUCUGCGUGCCCUGGCUGAGGAGGCCAAGCGGCAGCGGCAGCUGGCCGAGGAGGAUGCGGCCCGCCAGCGGGCUGAGGCGGAACGGGUGCUCACUGAGAAGCUGGCUGCCAUCAGUGAGGCCACAAGGCUCAAGACUGAGGCGGAGAUCGCCCUCAAAGAGAAGGAGGCGGAGAAUGAGCGCCUGCGGCGGCUGGCUGAGGACGAGGCCUUCCAGCGGCGGCGGCUUGAGGAGCAGGCUGCUUUGCACAAGGCUGACAUCGAGGAGCGCUUGGCUCAGCUCCGCAAGGCAUCGGAGACUGAGCUGGAGCGGCAGAAGGGGCUGGUGGAAGACACACUGCGGCAGCGGCGCCAGGUGGAGGAAGAGAUCAUGGCGCUGAAGGUGAGCUUUGAGAAGGCUGCGGCCGGCAAGGCGGAGCUGGAGCUGGAGCUGGGGCGCAUUCGUAGCGAUGCCGAGGACACCCUGCGCAGCAAGGAGCAGGCUGAGCUUGAGGCGGCGCGGCAGCGGCAGCUUGCGGCUGAGGAGGAGCAGCGGCGCCGCGAGGCUGAGGAACGCGUGCAGAAGAGCCUGGCAGCUGAGGAGGAAGCCGCAAGGCAGCGCAAGGCUGCACUGGAGGAGGUUGAGAGGCUCAAGGCCAAAGUAGAGGAGGCACGGCGCCUGCGGGAGCGAGCCGAGCAGGAGUCGGCACGGCAGCUGCAGCUGGCACAGGAGGCUGCCCAGAAGCGGCUGCAGGCGGAGGAGAAGGCACAUGCCUUCGCGGUGCAGCAGCGGGAGGAGGAGCUGCAGCAGACACUGCAGCAGGAGCAGAGCAUGCUAGAGCGCUUGCGCGGUGAGGCAGAGGCAGCGCGGCGGGCUGCCGAGGAGGCCGAGGAGGCUCGGGAGCAGGCUGAGCGUGAGGCGGCACAGUCUCGGCGCCAAGUGGAAGAGGCUGAGCGGCUGAAGCAGUCUGCGGAGGAGCAGGCACAGGCCAGGGCUCAGGCACAGGCUGCCGCCGAGAAGCUGCGCAAGGAUGCCGAGCAGGAGGCAGCACGACGGGCGCAAGCUGAGCAGGCUGCAUUGAAGCAGAAGCAAGCCGCUGAUGCAGAGAUGGAAAAACACAAGAAGUUCGCCGAGCAAACGUUGCGGCAAAAGGCCCAGGUAGAGCAGGAGCUGACAACACUGAGGCUGAAGCUGGAGGAGACUGACCAUCAGAAGAGCAUCCUGGACGAGGAGCUGCAGCGGCUAAAAGCCGAGGUGACCGAGGCAGCCCGGCAGCGCAGCCAGGUAGAGGAGGAGCUCUUCUCUGUGCGUGUGCAAAUGGAAGAGCUGGGCAAGCUGAAAGCACGCAUUGAGGCUGAGAACCGUGCCCUCAUCUUGCGUGACAAGGACAACACACAGCGUUUCCUGGAGGAAGAAGCUGAGAAGAUGAAACAGGUGGCGGAGGAGGCCGCCCGGCUGAGUGUGGCCGCUCAGGAGGCAGCGCGGCAGCGGCAGCUGGCUGAGGAGGGCCUGGCACAGCAGCGGGCUCUGGCUGAGAAGAUGCUCAAGGAAAAGAUGCAGGCAGUCCAGGAGGCCACACGGCUCAAGGCCGAGGCUGAGCUGCUGCAGCAGCAGAAGGAGCUUGCACAGGAGCAGGCCCGGAGGCUGCAGGAGGACCGAGAGCAAAUGGCACAGCAGUUGGCACAGGAGACUCAGGGUUUCCAGCGGACACUGGAGGCUGAGCGGCAGCGACAGCUGGAGAUGAGCGCCGAGGCCGAGCGCCUCAAGCUGCGUAUGGCCGAGAUGAGCAGAGCACAGGCCCGUGCCGAGGAGGAUGCCCAGCGCUUCCGGAAGCAGGCGGAGGAGAUUGGUGAGAAGCUGCACCGUACUGAACUCGCCACCCAGGAGAAGGUGACAUUGGUGCAGACGCUGGAGAUACAGCGGCAGCAGAGCGACCAUGAUGCUGAGCGCCUGAGGGAGGCCAUUGCAGAACUGGAGCGUGAGAAGGAGAAGCUCAAGCAGGAGGCCAAGUUGCUACAGCUCAAGUCUGAGGAGAUGCAGACAGUGCAGCAGGAGCAGAUGCUGCAGGAGACACAGGCCCUGCAGCAGAGCUUCCUCUCUGAGAAGGACAGCCUGCUACAGCGGGAGCGCUUCAUUGAGCAGGAAAAGGCCAAGCUGGAGCAGCUUUUCCAGGAUGAGGUGGCUAAGGCGCAGCAGCUGCGUGAAGAACAGCAGCGGCGGCAGCAGCAGAUGGAGCGGGAGAAGCAGGAACUGGUGGCCAGCAUGGAGGAGGCCCGGCGACGGCAGCAUGAGGCAGAAGAGGGUGUGCGGCGCAAGCAAGAGGAACUGCAGCGUUUGGAACAGCAGCGGCAACAGCAAGAGAAGCUACUGGCUGAGGAGAACCAGAGGCUGCGGGAGCGGCUGCAGCGCCUGGAGGAAGAGCACCGGGCUGCACUGGCACACUCAGAGGAGCUUGCCACCACUCAGGCUGCUGCCACAAAGGCCCUGCCUAACGGGCGUGAUGCACCUGAUGGCCCAGCUGCAGAGGUGGAGCCCGAGCAUACCUUUGAGGGCAUACGUCAGAGGGUCCCAGCCCAGAGGCUGCAGGAGGCAGGCAUCCUAAGUACAGAGGAACUGCAGCGGCUGGCACAGGGCCACACGACAGUGGCUGAACUCACACGGCGGGAAGAUGUGCGUCAGUAUCUGAAAGGCCACAGUAGCAUUGCAGGGCUUCUAUUGAAGCCCACCAAUGAGAAGCUGAGUAUCUACACAGCCCUUCAGAGACAGCUGCUGAGCCCUGGCACAGCUGUCAUCUUGCUGGAGGCCCAGGCAGCUUCCGGCUUCCUGCUGGACCCUGUGCGGAACCGGCGGCUGACUGUCAAUGAAGCGGUGAAGGAGGGCGUUGUGGGCCCUGAGCUGCACCACAAAUUGCUGGCGGCCGAGCGUGCCGUCACUGGCUAUAAGGACCCCUACACUGGGGAGCAGAUCUCGCUCUUCCAGGCCAUGAAGAAGGACCUCAUCGUCCGGGACCACGGCAUUCGCCUGCUAGAGGCGCAGAUCGCCACGGGCGGCAUCAUCGACCCUGUGCAUAGUCACCGUGUGCCCGUGGAUGUGGCCUACCAACGUGGGUACUUUGAUGAGGAAAUGAACCAUGUGUUGGCCGACCCAAGUGAUGACACCAAGGGUUUCUUUGACCCCAACACGCACGAGAACCUCACCUACCUGCAGCUGCUGGAGCGCUGUGUGGAGGACCCUGAGACGGGCCUGCGCCUCCUGCCGCUCACAGACAAGGCAGCCAGAGGUGGUGAGCUGGUCUACACUGACUCGGAAGCCCGUGAUGUCUUUGAGAAGGCUACUGUGUCUGCACCAUUUGGCAAGUUCCAGGGCAAGACUGUGACCAUCUGGGAGAUCAUCAACUCAGAGUACUUCACAGCAGAGCAGCGGCGGGACCUGCUACGGCAGUUCCGUACAGGCCGAAUCACAGUGGAGAAGAUCAUUAAGAUCGUUAUCACCGUGGUGGAGGAGCAUGAGCGCAAGGGCCAGCUCUGCUUUGAGGGCCUUCGUGCCCUCGUGCCUGCUGUUGAGCUUCUGGAGAGUGGGGUCAUCAACCAUGACCUCUACCAGAAGUUGCAGCGGGGUGAGUGCUCUGUGCAGGAGGUGGCUGAGGCAGACAGUGUGCGACGGUCUCUGAGGGGUGCCAACGUCAUUGCAGGUGUGUGGCUGGAGGAAGCAUGUCAGAGGUUGAGCAUCUAUGAGGCUUUGAAGAAAGACCUGCUCCAACCAGACGUGGCUGUGGCCCUGCUGGAGGCCCAGGCUGGUACUGGACACAUCAUUGAUCCCACCACUAGUGCCCGACUGACUGUGGACGAGGCUGUGUGUGCUGGUCUGGUGGGCCCUGAGCUGCACGAGAAGCUCCUGUCAGCUGAGAAAGCUGUAACAGGCUACAGGGACCCGUACUCAGGACAAAGCGUCUCCUUGUUCCAGGCCCUGAAGAAGGGUCUCAUUCCUCGAGAGCAGGGCCUGCGCCUGCUAGAUGCCCAGGUGUCCACUGGUGGCAUUGUGGACCCUAGCAAGAGCCAUCGUGUGCCAUUGGACGUUGCCUGUGCCCGGGGCUAUCUGGACAAAGAGACUAGUAGGGCCUUGUCAGCCCCCAAGGACGAUGCUAGAGCCUACCUCGACCCCAGCACACGGGCACCAGUCACCUAUAGCCAGCUCCAGCAGCAGUGCCGGCCUGACCAGCUGACCGGGUUACAUCUGCUGCCACUCUCAGAGCAGGCUGCCAGGGCCCGGCAGGAGGAGGUCUACUCUGAGCUGCAGGCCCGUGAGACCUUUGAGCAGGCCACAGUUGAGGUCCCCGUGGGUGGCUUUAAGGGCAGGACAAUGACUGUGUGGGAGCUCAUCAGCUCUGAGUAUUUCACAGAGGAGCAGCGGCAAGAGCUGCUGAGGCAGUUCCGAACUGGUAAAGUCACUGUGGAGAAGGUCAUCAAGAUCCUCAUCACUAUUGUGGAGGAAGUGGAGACCAAACGGCAGGAGCGGCUGUCCUUCAGUGGCCUCCGUGCCCCUGUGCCUGCCAGUGAGCUCCUAGAUGCUAAAAUCCUCAGCAGAGCCCAGUUUGAUCAGCUCAGGGAUGGAAAGACAUCAGUCAAGGAUCUCUCCGAGGUGGCCUCGGUGCGGACGCUGCUGCAGGGGAGUGGCUGCCUGGCUGGCAUCUACCUGGAGGACUCCAAGGAGAAAGUGACCAUUUAUGAGGCCAUGCGCCGGGGCCUGCUCAGACCCAGCACAGCCACACUCCUUCUGGAAGCUCAGGCUGCCACUGGUUUUCUGGUGGACCCUGUGCGUAAUCAACGCCUGUACGUCCAUGAGGCCGUGAAGGCAGGAGUGGUAGGUCCUGAGCUCCAUGAGAAGCUGUUGUCAGCUGAAAAGGCAGUCACUGGCUAUAAGGACCCCUACUCAGGUACCACCGUCUCGCUCUUCCAGGCCAUGAAGAAAGGCCUGGUUCUCAGGGAGCAUGCCAUCCGCCUGCUGGAGGCCCAGAUCGCCACAGGUGGCAUCAUUGACCCUGUACAUAGCCACCGCCUUCCCGUGGAUGUGGCCUACCAGCGUGGCUACUUUGAUGAGGAGAUGAGCCGUGUCCUGGCAGAUCCAAGCGAUGACACCAAGGGCUUCUUUGACCCCAACACGCACGAGAACCUCACCUACCUUGAGCUGUUGCGGCGCUGUGUGGAGGACCCUGAGACGGGUCUGCGCCUCCUGCCGCUAAAAGGAGCAGAGGAGGAGGAAAAGGCAGAGGUGGUGGCGACGACACAGGUGUAUACUGAGGAGGAGACCCGGAAGGCAUUUGAGGAGACGCAGAUCGAGAUCCCUGGUGGUGGCAGCCACGGAGGCUCCACCAUGUCCCUCUGGGAGGUGAUGCAGUCAAACUUGAUCCCUGAGGACCAGCGGUCCCGCCUCAUGGCUGACUUCCAGGCUGGCCGUGUGACAAAGGAACGCAUGAUCAUCAUCAUCAUCGAGAUCAUUGAGAAGACGGAGAUCAUCCGCCAGCAGAACGUGGCCUCCUACGACUACGUGCGCCGCCGCCUCACUGCCGAGGACCUGUACGAGGCCCGGAUCAUCUCCCUGGAGAUGUACAACCUGCUCCGGGAGGGCACCAAGAACCUCCGUGAGGUUUUGGAGAUGGAGUCUGCCUGGCGCUACCUUUAUGGCACAGGUUCAGUGGCUGGUGUCUACCUGCCUGGCUCCAGGCAGACACUGACUAUCUACCAAGCCCUCAAGAAGGGGCUUCUGAAUGCUGAGGUGGCCCGCUUGUUGCUGGAGGCACAGGCAGCCACAGGCUUCCUGCUGGACCCGGUGAAGGGUGAACGACUGACUGUGGAUGAGGCUGUGAGGAAGGGCCUGGUGGGUCCUGAGCUGCAUGACCGGCUGCUCUCUGCAGAACGGGCUGUUACUGGCUAUCGAGACCCCUACACCGAGCAGACCAUUUCUCUCUUCCAGGCCAUGAAGAAGGAGCUAAUUCCUGCUGAGGAGGCCCUUCGGCUGCUGGAUGCCCAGCUGGCCACAGGGGGCAUUGUGGAUCCCCGCCUGGGCUUCCACCUCCCUCUGGAGGUGGCCUACCAGCGGGGCUACCUCAACAAGGACACUCAUGACCAGCUUUCAGAGCCCAGUGAGGUGCGCAGUUAUGUGGACCCCUCCACUGACGAGCGUCUCAGCUAUACUCAGCUGCUCAAGCGGUGCCGCCGUGAUGAGAAGAGUGGCCAGAUGCUCCUGCCACUCUCGGACACCCGCAAACUGACUUUCCGUGGCCUGCGCAAGCAGAUCACUGUGGAGGAACUAGUGCGCUCACAGGUCCUGGACGAGGCCACGGCGCUGCAGCUGCAGGAGGGCCUGACCUCCGUUGAGGAAGUCACUAAGAACCUGCAGAAGUUCCUUGAGGGCACCAGUUGCAUCGCUGGUGUCUUUGUUGAUGCCACCAAGGAGCGGCUCUCAGUGUACCAGGCCAUGAAGAAGGGCAUCAUCCGCCCUGGUACAGCCUUUGAGCUCCUAGAAGCCCAGGCAGCCACUGGCUAUGUCAUCGAUCCCAUUAAAGGGCUCAAACUGACUGUGGAGGAGGCUGUGCGGAUGGGUAUUGUGGGCCCUGAGUUCAAGGACAAGCUGCUGUCAGCUGAGCGUGCCGUCACUGGCUAUAAGGAUCCCUACUCAGGGAAGCUCAUUUCCCUCUUCCAGGCCAUGAAGAAGGGCCUAAUCCUGAAGGACCAUGGUAUCCGCCUGCUGGAGGCUCAGAUCGCCACAGGUGGCAUCAUCGACCCUGAGGAGAGCCACCGGCUCCCUGUGGAGGUGGCCUAUAAGCGUGGCCUUUUCGAUGAAGAGAUGAACGAAAUCCUGACUGACCCCUCAGAUGACACCAAGGGCUUCUUUGACCCCAACACCGAAGAGAACCUCACCUACCUGCAGUUGAUGGAGCGCUGUGUCACUGACCCCCAGACUGGCUUGUGCCUCCUGCCACUGAAAGAGAAGAAGCGGGAGCGGAAGACAUCCUCCAAGUCAUCGGUGCGUAAGCGCCGAGUGGUCAUUGUGGACCCGGAGACAGGCAAGGAAAUGUCCGUGUACGAGGCCUACCGCAAGGGCCUCAUUGACCACCAGACGUACCUGGAGCUGUCGGAGCAGGAGUGCGAGUGGGAGGAGAUCACCAUCUCCUCCUCGGACGGCGUGGUCAAGUCCAUGAUCAUCGACCGCCGCUCAGGCCGCCAGUAUGACAUCGACGAUGCCAUCACCAAGAACCUCAUUGACCGCUCGGCACUGGAUCAGUACCGUGCCGGCACGCUUUCCAUCACCGAGUUUGCUGACAUGCUGUCUGGCAAUGCUGGCGGCUUCCGCUCCCGUUCCUCCUCGGUGGGGUCUUCUUCCUCUUACCCCAUCAGCCCUGCUGUCUCCAGGACCCAGCUGACCUCAUGGUCUGACCCCACUGAGGAGACAGGCCCAGUGGCUGGCAUCCUGGACACAGAGACGCUAGAGAAGGUGUCCAUCACAGAGGCCAUGCACCGCAACCUGGUGGACAACAUCACGGGGCAGCGGCUGCUGGAGGCACAGGCCUGCACCGGGGGUAUCAUUGACCCCAGCACUGGCGAGCGCUUCCCAGUCACCGAGGCUGUCAACAAGGGGCUGGUGGACAAGAUCAUGGUAGACCGCAUCAACCUGGCCCAGAAGGCCUUCUGUGGGUUUGAGGACCCACGCACCAAAACCAAGAUGUCGGCUGCCCAGGCCCUGAAGAAGGGCUGGCUGUACUAUGAGGCGGGCCAGCGCUUCCUGGAGGUGCAGUACCUGACUGGUGGCCUGAUAGAGCCUGACACGCCUGGCCGUGUGACCCUUGAUGAGGCUCUGCAGCGUGGCACUGUGGAUGCCCGCACAGCCCAGAAGCUGCGUGAUGUCAGCGCCUAUUCCAAAUACCUCACAUGUCCCAAGACCAAGCUCAAGAUCUCCUACAAGGAUGCGCUGGACCGCAGCAUGGUGGAGGAGGGCACCGGGCUACGGCUGCUAGAGGCUUCUGCCCAGUCCAGCAAGGGAUACUAUAGCCCUUACAGUGUCAGUGGCUCGGGUUCCACCACUGGCUCACGCACUGGCUCACGCACCGGCUCCCGGGCCGGAUCUCGGCGUGGCAGCUUUGACGCCACUGGCUCUGGCUUCUCCAUGACCUUCUCUUCUUCCUCCUACUCUUCCUCGGGUUAUGGCCGUCGUUAUGCCUCAGGACCCUCAGCCUCCCUGGGGGGCCCUGAAUCUGCGGUGGCCUGACCCCCUACCUGCACCCUGUCUUCCCGCUCUGCAUGUGGCCAGGCUCCCCACCAUGGCGCUGGGGUCUUUCUCUAAAGUGUAAAGGUGUCUUCCUCCCAAGCGGUGCCUAAAGUUUAACCAAAAAGACCAGACUAACACAUUAAUAUAUAUCUAUAUCUACAUAUCUAUAUCUAUUGUCUAGAUAGCCUGUGUCUUAAUGGGGUUGGCCCAGCUCCACUGACCACCUCACUUCCUUCAGAUUCCCCACUCCCUUCUACUUGCUACUCACCAUAGCCAGGUGCCUUGGAGGGUCCAGAGCUGGGUACCCAGCCUACUGCCCCUGAUUCCCCUAAGAGGGUUCUAUCUGGGAAAGGCCUCAGUUCCUCAAGCCAAUCCCAUUGGAUGGCCACUGAGGGCAGCUGGGGUCAGUCCCAUCAGACAGUUCUCAGUCCUCAGUCCUCUUGGGGCCUGGGCUGGCUUCUUCCCAUAGUGUUUCCCUGAAUGGCCUGCUCAGUCUUGCUGGCAAGGGUAGGGUCCCGGGCCAACCAUCUUUUCCAGCCUGCCCAGAGAAGCCCCUUCCCCAUGGGAAGAUGAGGCCCGGGCCUGACCCAGCCUCCUGCCCAGCUCCUGUAGUUGUUGGAGCUCAGCUUCAUGGCUUACUGCCCCUGACACUCUCCCAAGACCCCAGCCUCUGGCUUCAGCCUUCAGCCUCAGCUCCCCUUGUAAGUGCCUUCUGUGUCCUUCCUUGUGCUCCGGCCCUAAGGACCCAGACCCAGGGUGGGAGAUGGACAUCUGGUUGGGUAGGGCUUGGGGGGGUGUCUCAGAUCUCUCCUUCUCCAUGGGCCCAGUGGCCCCUCAAGCCUGUGGAACCCUUCCAUGGAUGCUACUGCUCACUUCGCUGCCAGGGAGCUCCUACCCCUCCAUGGCCCAGGGACUGCUGAAAGCACCCCUCCAGUCUGGCCUCCCCCGGCCAUGGUGGCUCCCACCCCACCUCCACCCUCUGAUGAGCUUUGCAUGUCCCACUAACCUUGGGCUGGCGGCAGUAGGGGCACCAGGCAGAACACUAACCUGACCAUGGGCGGGGCCCUGCAGUGUCCGCCCCUCAAUAAAAGCAAUUCCAACCUU
Messenger RNA from Jaculus jaculus (lesser Egyptian jerboa), 15379 nucleotides. It is a transcript of the gene Plec, whose product is annotated as plectin. Gene Ontology annotation, cellular component: keratin filament; cytoplasm; cytoskeleton. The record is from RefSeq and is a predicted model, not a curated record. NCBI's taxonomy places the organism in Eukaryota, Metazoa, Chordata, Mammalia, Rodentia, Dipodidae. Bases 155 to 14275 code for a protein of 4706 amino acids. The transcript has 34 exons. Gene Ontology annotation, biological process: wound healing; intermediate filament bundle assembly. Gene Ontology annotation, molecular function: structural molecule activity; protein binding; keratin filament binding.